Nerophis ophidion (straightnose pipefish) is the source of this 3245-nucleotide messenger RNA. RefSeq names its product armadillo repeat containing 8 (gene armc8). Gene Ontology annotation, cellular component: GID complex. The transcript has 22 exons. The record is from RefSeq and is a predicted model, not a curated record. Gene Ontology annotation, biological process: proteasome-mediated ubiquitin-dependent protein catabolic process. Gene Ontology annotation, molecular function: protein binding. Lineage: Eukaryota; Metazoa; Chordata; Actinopteri; Syngnathiformes; Syngnathidae. The coding region runs from base 434 to 2461 and encodes 675 amino acids.
UUCACACGACUGCCAAAUCUAGUGCCUGUCAGGCAACACGCUAAGUUAGCAGUGUUACUUUGAAGCCUCGUAAUUAAAUUCAUGCCCGCAGCGACAUAGUGCAAACGUUUUUGAAACUAAUUAAAAACGAAACCUUAGAUUUGCUUUAUUCAACAUUUUCUUAAAAAAAAAAAAAAAGCCGCUUAAAGCUGUUCUGGGGGGCGGAGUGUCUGCAAAGUGUUGCGCCGAUUGGGGCGCUCCAUCGGGGGACGAGAGAUGGCGUGCUUGUUGGAGGCCCCUCUCCGCAUCAGUGUGCUGUCUGUGAGUGCCACUCUUACGUAUUGCAUUGGUAGUUUGUAGUUCCACUGUGCCCCCAUUCUUGUUAGGACUGCUUAACACCAACAAGUCAACACAAGUCCGGAGUCGUCAAACUAGAGCAACCGCUCGUGUCCUCAUGUUAGCAUACAUGCUAAGCGGUCCGCCUCCUGUGGGUGCUUACCUCCAAGAAGUCACUGCCACCAGUCGCCAUUAUGUGGACCGCCUGUUCGACCCCGACCCACAGAAUGUUCUGCAGGGAGUCAUCGAUAUGAAGAACGCCGUAAUUGGCAACAAUAAGCAGAAAGCCAAUCUGAUCGUCCUGGGAGCUGUGCCGAGGUUACUGUAUCUGCUUCAGCAGAGCUGUUCUAGCCUGGAGCUGAGGACAGAGUGUGCAGUGGUCCUGGGCAGUCUGGCCAUGGGCACAGAGAACAACAUCAAGUCCCUGGUGGACUGCCACAUCAUCCCUGCCCUUCUUCAAGGCCUGCUAUGUCCAGAUCUGAUUUUCAUUGAGGCUUGUCUUCGAUGUCUCAGAACGGUCUUCAUCAGUCCAGUCACUCCUGUGCAGCUGCUAUACACUGAUCCCACUGUGGUCCCCCAUUUAAUGUCCCUACUAAGCCGCUCACACAGGACGCAGGAGUACACCACGCAGAUCUUCUCCCACUGUUGUAAGACGCCGGAGCACCAGACUGUUCUGUUCAACCACGGCGCCAUUCAGAACAUCGCCCCAUUGCUAACAUCGCCCUCUUACAAGGUACGGAUGCAGGCGUUAAAAUGCUUCUCAGUGCUAGCUUACGAGAACUCUGCGGUCUCCAUGAUGCUAGUGAAAGUACUGGUAGAAGGAGAGCUGCUCUCUCAGGUAUUUGUAAGAAUGAUGCAAAGGGAUCAGCCCAUUGAAAUGCAGCUAACGGCAGCCAAGUGUCUCACGUACAUGUGUCGAGCAGGCGCCAUUAGGACAGACGAGAGCUGUAUUGUGCUGAAGACGUUACCGUGUCUGGUGCGCAUGUGCAGCAAGGAGCACCUGCUGGAGGAGCGCGUGGAGGGAGCAGAGACGCUGGCCUUCCUCAUGGAGCCAGACGUGGAGUUGCAGAGGAUUGCCAGCACCACCGACCACCUUGUGGCCAUGUUGGCUGACUACUUCAAAUACCCCAGUUCGGUGUCGGCCAUCGCUGACAUCAAGAGGUUGGACCAUGACCUGAAGCACGCACAUGAGUUGAGACAAGCCGCUUUCAAACUUUACGCCUCUUUAGGCUCCAAUGACGAGGACAUCCGCAAGAAAAUCACAGAGACGGAGAACAUGAUGGACAGGAUAGUCAGCGGCUUGUCCGAGUCGAGCAUUAAAGUUCGCCUUGCUGCUGUUAGAUGUCUACAUAGUCUUUCGAGGUCUGUGCAGCAGCUGAGGACCAGCUUCCACGACCACGCCGUGUGGAAGCCUCUCAUGAAGCUGUUGCAGAACGCGCCUGAUGAAGUUCUGGUCAUGGCGUCGUCCACUCUAUGCAACCUCCUGCUGGAGUUCUCACCCAGCAAAGAGCCCAUCCUAGAAUCAGGGGUGAUAGAACUACUAUGCAGUCUGACCCAAAGCGAAAGUCCUGCACUAAGAGUCAACGGGAUCUGGGCCCUUAUGAAUAUGGCGUUCCAGUCUGACCAAAAGGUAAAGGGGGAGAUCGUUCAGUGUUUGGGAACAGAGCAGCUCUUUCGCUUACUGUCUGACCCUGACGCCAACGUGCUGAUGAAGACGCUGGGGUUGCUCCGGAACCUUCUGUCCACGCGGCCUCACAUUGAUCAGAUCAUGAGCUCUCACGGCAAGCAGAUCAUGCAGGCGGUCACGCUUAUCCUGGAGGCGGAGCACAGCGUUGAGGUCAAAGAGCAGACGCUGUGCAUCCUGACUAACAUCGCUGACGGCAACACGGCCAAGGAGCUCAUCAUGACUAAUGACGACACGCUGCAGAAAAUCAAAUACUACAUGGGUCACUCCAAUGUGAAACUGCAGCUGGCUGCCACCUUCUGCAUCUCCAACCUCAUCUGGAAUGAGGAGGACGGUUCUCAGGAGCGGCAGGACAAGCUGAGGGAGUUGGGCUUUGUGGACAUGCUGCACAAACUCUCACAAGUGUCGGACGCCAACCUUAGUGACAGGGCCAAAACAGCAAUGCAGCAGUACCUGGCGUGACCACAGGGAGGAGCUGACCACCAGCACUCACGAGGAACCUGUGCCGGCGUUUGUUUGGCUUUUUUUUUUUGUUGCACAGACACUUUUUUUUUGGUUUUAAGACACAGGCCUCCCUUGUGAUCAUGAACGUUUUUGGAGACUUUCGCCGUCUUUUCUUUAUCAACAAUGAAGUGAAGUUUGGGGCUUUUUGAUGUGACAUUUUUGAGAAAGGUGAACUACCCUUGCCUUUUUGUUAUUUUAAAAUUUUUGUGAUUCAGGAUGGGACAUUUUUUUUCUCAAGGACUCGUUCAGAAGAUAAACACAGACUGCUUAUUUUGAAAUGUGGUAGUUUUCAUUCUUGAGCAGACAUACCUCGUAAAUAUAUAAAUAUAUAUAAAUAUAUAAAUAUCUAUUUUUGGAAUGUUAUUUCCUGCCCUCACCUUAUUUCACCUCUGCACACUCAUGUUUAGAAGAGAAUAUCAUGAUGGUUUUCAGCGUGCCUAAUAAAGUGGCACAUAGGAGCGUGUUUCCUCACCUUUUUUUAUGGUUUUCUUUGGUAUGUGUUUUAAAUUAAGAUUCAGGUUUGUUUUCAUGCUUGUUUUCAAGAAGUGUAAAGAUUCAUGAGAUUUGACUGGCUCCCCCCUGUGGACACUAAAGUGCAGCACAGUAAAUGCCUAGUGUCGUUCCUUUUAUCAUAUUUUGAGAAAAUAUUUUCCCUGUGAGUGUUUCCUAACAUUUCAAACCUCACUCGAGCUCUGAUGGGAUGAAUGUCAGCACUGGAAAUACAUGCAGUCUCCAACAAAAA